Molecule: messenger RNA, 786 nt
Organism: Rhodofomes roseus
Lineage: Eukaryota; Fungi; Basidiomycota; Agaricomycetes; Polyporales; Fomitopsidaceae
Product: RNA-binding domain-containing protein
Exons: 4
Coding region: 1-786 (261 amino acids)
Biological process (GO): mRNA splicing, via spliceosome
Cellular component (GO): U1 snRNP
Molecular function (GO): U1 snRNA binding
Source: RefSeq, a predicted model, not a curated record
AUGUCCUUCACACAGCCAAACGCGACGCUAUACGUGCACAAUCUGAACGACAAGGUCAAAAAGGAAGAGCUGCGCACGCAGCUAUAUGCGCUCUUCACAACCUAUGGACGGGUGGUCGACAUCGUCGCAAUGAAAGGACCGAGGAUGCGCGGCCAGGCGUUCCUAGUGUUCGCCGACCUCGCAGGUGCGACCGCGGCGCUGCGUGCGUGCGAAGGUAUCGUUUUCUACGAUAAGCCGAUGCGGAUAGAGUACGCAAAGACCAAGUCAUAUGCAACUUUGCAACGCGAGGAUCCGACCUUCAUCCCCCCGACAUCCGUGCAUGCGAAGAAUGUGGCAUCGUCGAACGGCAGACAGACGAACGGAGAGAAGCGCCAAAGAGAGGAUCGCAUGGACGAGGAUGGGCCGCAAGCCAAGCGGGAAAGGAACGAUGAUGAGGACGGCGAGGAGAUGGAGAUUGAGGACGACGAUGAGGGCUCCAGGCAGAAUACAACGGCUACAAGCGGGACGGAGGUCAUACCGCAAGUUGUGAACUACCAAUCUGCGCGAUUGCUAUGUACAAAUUUGCCUCAGGAGGUCACGGACGACGUGCUAUCCGUACUGUUUCAACAAUAUCAAGGCUUCCAAUCCACGCAAGUUGUCCAGUCUCCAACACCAAAUGCGGCCGGACAGAAGGUCAAGAUGGCGCAAGUCUUAUUUGACUCCCCGGAGCUUGCAUCCGUCGCAAAAGAGGCCCUGGACGGCUUCACAUUGAAGAAAGGAUGGGUGAUGUCUGUCGCCUAUAUUUGA